Xylaria bambusicola is the source of this 2752-nucleotide messenger RNA. RefSeq lists its product as uncharacterized. The transcript is spliced from 7 exons. Gene Ontology annotation, molecular function: zinc ion transmembrane transporter activity. NCBI's taxonomy places the organism in Eukaryota, Fungi, Ascomycota, Sordariomycetes, Xylariales, Xylariaceae. Gene Ontology annotation, biological process: zinc ion transmembrane transport. The coding region runs from base 736 to 2172 and encodes 478 amino acids. The record is from RefSeq and is a predicted model, not a curated record. Gene Ontology annotation, cellular component: plasma membrane.
AUACAGAAUUGUUUUAGGAUCACAUAACCUUGAUGGUCUGCUAAACAUGUAGUCUUCAUAUUUCAGAUUCUCUGAUAACUGAUUGGUAAAGCACGGCCUAUAUCGUGUGGAAGUAUCUCUCAGACAAUGAAUUACUUCUCAGGUAAUACACUACAUCCAACAUAGAAUCAGUCCUACCUACCAAGCGAAAUUCUGCAUUGGGAGAAUCGAGGUCUAGGGCGUGGGAUGUUAGGUUGGAACCAUAACUCUGAAUCUCCACCAACACAAACUUGCACGAAUGAGCUUACCAACAGUAAUACCAAUGAUAAUCCCUCCAGGAUGACAAGGCAUAACUAAUAGCGAGAGAAAAUGAGCAAAUGGGUGACUUUCAAGCCCACACAGACUCGGUGAAUGGUGGCAUCUGUGCGGUUUUUCCUUAGCCGCCAAGCGCGCCAAGCGCCUUGAGGCAGCACUAGAAGUGAAAACUGUCGACAACAAGGACCUUGAUGGAUGAGGACCUUGAUGGCCGUCAGGUGUGGUGCCGCUUCGCCCAUUAUGUCUGGGCUGGGAGGCGAGCAGUGUUGGAUUGGUCCUGCCGGCAUCCCCACAGACCUACAUUUGGUCGCCCGGAUCGCGGUUGACAUACAUACAUAUAUAUGUCCACCGAGGCGUCGGAGAUAGAUAGCCUUCUCCCAGUUAUACAGCCAUACUAUUACUUCUCAUCCUAUAUCGUGAUCGUAUUUCAAAGGUAGAAAUAUGGUUCGGGUUCAUGCAGCUGCCGCUUCGUUGGCCCUGUGUCUCUCUGCCAAUGUAUUACACGGCGCAGUUGCCGCGUUUUUACCGCACAGAGAAGAUCCGUCUGCUGCAAUAAUCACGGCCACCACGACUAUCACACGGCGCGCGGCUGACUUCACCGAAAUCACCGGUUGCCAUGCUCAUGAUGAUGAAGUUUUUUGCUACGUAGGCACAGACGAGUACGAGGUUAUUGUACCACCGGAUGCGACGGGUGAAAUACAACCAACAUACACGGGCUGCCACGCACACGAGAGCGAAAUCUUCUGUUUUGGCGAUAACGAUGUAGAGGUCGAGGUCCUGGUCGAAGCCAACGAUGCUGACCAUGACCAUGAUCACGACCACGACCACGCCGAAGAGGAACAUAGCGAGGAUGAACACUGUCAUUUCCACGCCGGCAUAGAGCAUUGCCCUGGCGACUCCGAACAUGGCGAGGUCCAAUGUUCGCGCCGUGACCGUGACUACAACAUUCCACUCAGAAUCGGUCUCGUCUUCGUCAUGCUGAUAACGAGCUUGAUCGGUGUCGCAAUACCCAUCUUCCUCAAGCCACUGUUGCCAGAGAGAUUCCAGGACAUCUUCGUAUUACUGAAACAGUUCGGCACCGGCGUUAUUAUUGCUACAGCACUGAUUCACCUCUUGACCCACGCGAAUCUCAUGUUCACAAACCCGUGUCUCGGCGAGCUUGAAUACGAAGCAGUAACCGCCGCCAUCGUCCUAGCCGGCAUGUUCAUCGCCUUCCUAGUCGAGCACAUCAGCCACCGCGUCGCGCGGAAAUACUGGUCCAAGACCCCUGACUCCAACGACAUUGUCAGCGUAUUGGUUCUUGAAGCCGGAAUCAUCUUCCAUUCGCUCCUCGUCGGGCUCACCCUCGUCGUCGCCGGCGACAGCGUCUUCAUCACGCUCUUCGUCGUCAUCGUAUUCCAUCAGGCCUUUGAGGGCAUCGCCCUCGGUUCCCGCAUCGCGACUGCCGGCCGCCUGGGCAAGCACGCGGAACCUGCCUUGGACGCAUCUACGUCCGCAUUAAAUAAAAUGUCGCCCCAAACAACUGUCGAACCCCACUCCUCGUUGAAUAGCGCAGAAGGCGUCUGGCAGCCCCUGAGCAUGUGGGAGAAGCUGUCUAUGGCCACGGCCUUUGCCCUCGUCACGCCCGUCGGCAUGGCGAUUGGCAUUGGCGUGCUGCACUCGUUCAAUGGAAAUGAUCCCAGUACUGUGGUCGCUAUCGGUACAUUGGAUGCCUUGUCUGCUGGCAUUCUCUUGUGGGUUGGUGUAGUUGAGAUGUGGGCUACGGACUGGUUGUUUGGCGGCGAGCUAGAGGAUGCUAAGACCUCGACUACAGUGCUCGGAGGGGUCGGUCUUGUGGCUGGUAUGGUUCUCAUGGGGCUGCUGGGUAAAUGGGCGUAGUGUCCUGGAUUGUAAAUUCUCAAGGCGAUUAGAGAUUCUGGUUGGCUAAUACCGAAUUGAUGCUGAUUGGAAUCACUGUGUCUUGAAUUCUUGCGCGUCACACGUCUGAUGCUAUUGGGAGGAUAAUCAUUUACUGCAUUUCACGAGAGUCCAUCUACGACGAGGAGUGAACUAGAGUCAGAAAGUCUUAUGUUCGUAUAUCCCUAGAUAAUUGAGAGUGAACUAUCGUUAAGAGAAUAUUAGUAAUUAUGAUACAAUUCUGCAAUCGUGAUCUGAAUAUAGAUUAUGUCAGGCACAGCCUCUCUCCACUGCCCUGUCUUAGCUAUCACAGUUAACCACACGCAGCGUCUUGAAUAAAUACUUAACUCCUAAAAAUUGGAGUCUCUCAUCUAAUAGCUUGCCGUUAUUACGAGUAUUUCUCCGUUCUUUCACGUAUGAAUUUCUGGCAGAUCGCGUCGAGAGCUUCGCCACUUGUUGCGACAAUGUCGUACCAUUCAGAAGCAAUGUCCCUUCUAUCUUUCUAAUGGCAUAUUCGGCCAUCUAAAUCCACUCACGUCUUCGCGUGGAAACUGGUGGCUUG